UUUAAAAAUGUUUUACUCUUUCUCCUAAUCCAUAAAAAUUCAACGCUUUCAACUAAUAUUUAUGGAAUUUUCACACAGCAGCAAAGCAUUAUCGCGUUAUUAUGCUUCUCUAUCAUCCUAACUUGUUCUGCCACCCGAAAAGAGGACCUCGAAAGGGCAGCGGAGCUCGCUGUAGAAAAGGCCGCGGAAAGGGCAGCCGAAAGAGCAGUGGAAAAAGCGUUGGAAGGCGGAAAUGUCACUACUGAAUCAAAGAAAAUUCGGGAAUCUUACUCCAACACGCGAAAAGUUCCUUAUCGCGAGGAUUUCACUUACGAGAGUCAUUCCUCGUCUUUAGAAGACGAAGGAGAACCAGAGGACGACACGGAGGACUGGGGGUACUCCAGAAUAUUCAGAUCAAGGUCGUUUAAAGAAUGGCCAAGUAGAAUCAGAAAUGAAGGUUGGAAAAGAUUUCCAAGGAGCGAUUUGUCUCUGCAACAAGUUUCAGCUUGGGAAAGGCCAAAAGUGUUAACAGUUGAGAAGAAGAUUCCAGUACCUGUGACUGUAAAGAAAAAGGUACCAUAUUCUGUGUAUAAACAUAUACCCUACGAGGUGAAGGUGCCGGUACCACACCCUUACACAGUUGAGAAAAAAGUACCAUAUCCUGUCAAAGUGUUCGUAAAUGUACCUGUCGAGGUACCAGAGCCGUACACAGUGGAGAAAAAGGUACCAUACGGAGUGAAGGUGGAUCGGCCGGUACCGUACAAAGUGGAAAUUCCAGUUCCCCAGCCGUACACCGUCGAGAAAAAGAUACCGGUGGAGGUAAAGGUGCCGGUACCACAGCCGUACACCGUCGAUAAGACAGUGCCCUACGAGGUCAAAGUACCGGUUAAGGUACCACAACCCUAUGAAGUGGAGAAGAAGGUACCAGUACCAGUCAAGGUCGUCGUAAAUCGACCUUAUCCAGUCCCAAUACCAAAACCGUACCUCAUGGAGGUCGCUAAACCGUAUCCAGUACCUGUGGCCAAACCGUACCCUGUUGAGAUUAAGGUACCAGUCGAUACACCUUUCCCUGUACCUGUGGAAAGACCGGUACCGAUACCGAUAAAGGUACCAGUGCCAAAACCGUAUACUGUGGAGAGACCAAUUAAAGUGGAGGUAAAGAAACCUUAUCCAGUAGCAAUCAAAGUACCGGUGGACAGACCGUAUGAAGUGUAUGUGACAAAGCCGGUACCAGUACCAGUAGAGAAACCAUUCCCUUAUUGGGUUCAAGUGCCAGUACCAGUGAAUCUUGAUUGGGACCAAGGUAGUUCUCAUGGAUGGAAGGACCGAGGAGAUUCGAGGGAAGAUGAGAAGAGUAUAGAAGCUAAUGAUGUACGUAAAAAGAGAAAUAUUCGAUCGAGACAGUAGAAGAUCGAGUUGUGGAUCGGGUGCAUUGAAUUUGUGAUGAGUGAUAAGUUAGGGAUGACAAGGAUCGUAUAAGGAUUAUUAUAUAUUGUUUAAAACAAGUAGAGGAUCCUUUUUCGUGUCACUUUGAUUUUUCUAUUUUUUAAGGUAACGUUUUACCCUGUAUAAAGAUUAUUCUUUUUGAUAAUCACUGAAAUUGAAUCACUUUUUGAGGAAAUAUUUAAUUUAUAAAUCAAAUUUUACUAACACUACGUGAAGAAUUCAAGUAAGUGUAUACCAUGCAAAG
Molecule: messenger RNA, 1669 nt
Organism: Bombus terrestris (buff-tailed bumblebee)
Lineage: Eukaryota; Metazoa; Arthropoda; Insecta; Hymenoptera; Apidae
Product: E3 ubiquitin-protein ligase RNF12-B-like
Exons: 1
Source: RefSeq, a predicted model, not a curated record